UGUGCGAGGCGGAUGGGGAAGCACAAGCAACCCAGUGGCUUCUUCUUCUUCGUCCAGCAGGGCACCGAAGUACGACAAUGACAUCGACAGAGAUGGAGCAGGAGGCCGGCGACCAGCUCCUCAGCAAGGUCAUGUACGAUCCCGGCAACGUGUCAGGCACACGCUUGGCCAAAUUCCAGCAAAAGAUCGCCGAAAAGUACAGGCGCCCAGACGUGGGCAAGGACUACGAGAGCUUCUGGGCGUGGUCGUGCGAGGAUCCGGCAUCAUUUUGGCGCGAAUGCUGGGACGAGGUCGACAUCAUCGCUUCGGUCCGCGCCAAGGACGACGACGUUCUUCCAGAGGGAGACAGGAUAUACCCGCCGCCAAAGUGGUUUGUGGGAGCGAGGCUCAACGUCGCCGAGAACCUGCUGCGGCAUUCGCUGCCGGGCUCGGAGCUCGUGAACAAGCCUGCGCUGAUCCAGGCCACCGAGCCUUCUGCUGAGGAGCCGGAAAACUUUCUAGUGCAGACCACCACGCAGUCUGAGCUUCGACGGCAGGUCGCUCAGGCUGUUCGGGCGCUACGGCAGAGAGGCGUCGUUGCUGGUGAUCGAGUUGCCAGCUAUGCCUCGAACUGCAGCGCCAAUGUCGUUGCCUUUCUCGCCACAGCGGCCAUCGGCGCAAUCUGGAUUUCUGCCGCGGCCGACUUUGCUCCCCAGGGCGUGCUCGAGAGGCUGACGACGGUGCGUCCAAAGGUCCUCUUUGCCGUCAACGCCGUGCGUUACAACGGAAAGGUGCAUGACCACACCGAAAAGGUCCGAGCAGUCGUCGAUGGUCUCGACGCCUCGGCCGGCGCGGAGGAGCAGAAGCUCGAGGGCGUCAUCCUGAUCCCUUAUAUGGCCUCCUCUCCCACGACGCUCGACAAGACCAAAGGGUGGACAAGCUGGGAGAGCUUCCUGAAAGAAGAGGGAAGGGCGAGAGAGGGCGAGGACGAAUCAUCGAUCGACUUUGCGCAGCUCGACUUCAACCACCCGCUCUGGAUCCUCUUCUCGUCUGGCACGACGGGCAAGCCAAAGGCCAUCACGCAUCGUGCAGGCGGUAUGCUCUUGCAACUAGCCAAAGAGCAUCUCAUUCACGGCGGCAUGACACCUCAAGACGUCUUUUUCCAGUACACAACCCCUGGCUGGAUGAUGUGGAACUUCCUCGUGGCCGGUCUCGUCUCUGGUGCGCCCCUCGUCCUCUUUGACGGCUCUCCCCUGCGCCCAUCUGCUUCAUCGCUCUGGAGCCUGGCAGACAAGCUCGGCAUCACCGUCUUUGGCACCAGUGCUGCCUACCUGGCUGCCCUUGAGAAGAGCGGCUGUGAGCCACGACGCGAAUUUCCCAGCCUCAAGGUCCGCCAAGUCCUCUCGACAGGCUCUCCGCUGCGGGCCGAUCUGUACCCAUUCAUUAUGAAGGCCGUCGGACCAGACACGCUCAUAGGAUCGAUCACCGGCGGCACAGACAUCUGCUCCCUCUUCGCGGGCCACAACGUCGCGCUGCCCGUGCGCGCCGGUGAGAUCCAGGCUCGGAACCUCGGCAUGGCCGUGCAAAUCUAUUCGGACGCGGGCAAGCCACUCGGAGCGGGGAGCCCGGGCGACCUGGUGUGCACAAAGCCUUUUCCAGCGCAGCCGCUUGGCUUCUGGGGUCAGGCCUCCGAGGACCGGCAUCGGGAGACGUACUACAGCACCUUUGACAAUGUCUGGUACCACGGCGACUACGUUGUCCUGACAGAGCACCACGGACUUGUCAUGCUCGGCCGUUCGGACGGGGUGCUCAACCCGGGUGGAAUCCGAUUCGGAUCGAGCGAAAUCUACGAGGUCGUCGCAAAGCUGCAGCAGCAGCAGCAGCAGCAGCAGCAGCAAGGGGAGGCCAAGACGACGGCUGCUGCCAGAAUUCAGAAUAGCCUUGUAUGCGGCCUCAAAAUGCCCAAGGGCGACGAUGAAGUCGUUGUGCUCUUCCUCGUCGUGGAGCAGAUCGACGAUGCACAAUGGCAGGCGCUCGUCGACGAGAUCAAGUCUGCCAUUCGUCGGGAGAGGAGCCCAAGGCAUGUUCCCAGGUUCGUGAGGAGAGUCAAGGGCGUGCCCUUGACGAUGAAUGGCAAACUGGCAGAGGUGCCUGCCAAGAAGCUGCUCAACGGGGCGUCGAUAGAGGGCAUCAACAAGGCCACGCUUUCCAAUUCAGACGUGCUGACAGAGUACGUCGAGGAGGGGCGAGUUCUCCGGUCGCAACUCUCUUGAUGUCCAUGUCCCAUUCCUCUCUCUACUCGAGUAGCAGACCAAAAAAAGAACAAGGUUUUGCCCGGCUCC
Acaromyces ingoldii is the source of this 2321-nucleotide messenger RNA. Its product is annotated as acetoacetate-CoA ligase. Gene Ontology annotation, biological process: lipid metabolic process. The transcript is spliced from 4 exons. Lineage: Eukaryota; Fungi; Basidiomycota; Exobasidiomycetes; Exobasidiales; Cryptobasidiaceae. Gene Ontology annotation, molecular function: acetoacetate-CoA ligase activity. The coding region runs from base 93 to 2252 and encodes 719 amino acids. Gene Ontology annotation, cellular component: cytosol. The record is from RefSeq and is a predicted model, not a curated record.